AUGAGAAUCCAAAUACGGUUGUCGCUUGCCGCUGUGGGUCUUGCCUUCGCUGAACCGAUUCAACACCAACGACGUUGCGACGUGGAAAGUCUCAGCACGUGUAUAAAAGAAGAAGUCGUCGGUGAAACUCAGGACCUUCAAGACGAUGUUAACGGUAUGAAAGACGAUGCACUAAAAGCCCCUGGCUUCUGUGUUGAUCAAACUAUCCAAGCAAUCACUGGUGCAGACCAUGAAAAACCGAGCGAUGACGAUUGGGCUGGCUUUGAGCAUCGAUGCCCCCAAAGGCUUCUAGAGUUCUUACAAGGCGCUGCUUUGAGGGAGACUCUACCGAUGACGUUACAAGAACUUCCCUCCAAACUCCGAACAGCUUUGGAAAAAUGUGUGGCGGUGGGGAGCAACUGA
Molecule: messenger RNA, 402 nt
Organism: Aspergillus pseudotamarii
Lineage: Eukaryota; Fungi; Ascomycota; Eurotiomycetes; Eurotiales; Aspergillaceae
Exons: 2
Coding region: 1-402 (133 amino acids)
Source: RefSeq, a predicted model, not a curated record